Molecule: messenger RNA, 602 nt
Organism: Pseudophryne corroboree (corroboree frog)
Lineage: Eukaryota; Metazoa; Chordata; Amphibia; Anura; Myobatrachidae
Gene: SST
Product: somatostatin
Exons: 2
Coding region: 87-434 (115 amino acids)
Biological process (GO): regulation of cell migration
Cellular component (GO): extracellular region
Molecular function (GO): hormone activity
Source: RefSeq, a predicted model, not a curated record
UCCCAGGAGCAGUAGAAGUAGACUCAGCAGGUUCCUAGCACUGAUAGCUCGUUCUCUGCAAUCAGCUUGAAGAAGUUACUGAAGAAAUGCAGUCCUGCCGUGUGCGUUGUGCCCUGACCCUACUCUCACUGGCCUUGGCUGUCAGCUCCAUCUCCGCUGCACCUACAGACCCGAGGCUCCGUCAGUUCCUGCAGAAAUCACUGGCAGCAGCAGGGAAACAGGAGUUGGCUAAGUACUUUCUGGCAGAAUUGUUAUCAGAACCAUCCCAGACAGACAAUGAAGCCUUGGAAUCAGAUGACCUGCCCAGAGGUGCUGAGCAAGAUGAAGUAAGGUUGGAUCUAGAAAGAUCUGCAAACUCCAGUCCAGCUCUGGCGCCCAGAGAACGCAAAGCUGGAUGCAAGAACUUCUUCUGGAAAACAUUCACAUCUUGUUAGCCUCCACCUGCCAAACUACCUUCUAGUCCUUUAUUUUCCUACUCCUUAAAUCCCAAAUAAAGCCUUUGCCACACAAGCCGAAGACUGUAAAUACCACACACAGUUAUGGUGAAUAAAAAUGUUAAUUUGGAGUUGUUUAAUAAAACUUUUAGUUGAAAUUGUAAAUAA